GCAGCCAUUUUAAUUCAUAUCUGAGUGGGCGGUGGCGGUUCUUGUUGGCGGUCUGGCUCCGCAGGGCAGGGGGCAAUUUUAGUUGUUUGGGGGUGGUUUUUAGUUUAAUUUUUCUUUUGUAGCUUGGCAUCGCGGGCCAGUUCGCACGUUCUAGUCGUCUGAGGCCAUGUCAGGAGACGGAGCCACGGAGCAGGCAGCUGAGUAUGUCCCAGAGAAAGUGAAGAAAGCCGAAAAGAAAUUAGAAGAGAAUCCCUAUGACCUUGACGCUUGGAGCAUUCUCAUUCGAGAGGCACAGAAUCAACCUAUAGACAAAGCACGGAAGACUUAUGAACGCCUUGUUGCCCAGUUCCCCAGUUCUGGCAGAUUCUGGAAACUGUACAUUGAAGCAGAGAUUAAAGCUAAAAAUUAUGACAAGGUCGAAAAGCUAUUUCAGAGAUGCCUUAUGAAGGUUUUGCACAUUGACUUAUGGAAGUGUUAUCUUUCAUAUGUCCGAGAAACCAAGGGUAAACUACCAAGUUACAAAGAAAAAAUGGCUCAAGCAUAUGACUUUGCACUGGAUAAAAUUGGAAUGGAAAUUAUGUCUUAUCAGAUUUGGGUGGAUUACAUCAAUUUCUUAAAAGGCGUGGAAGCUGUUGGAUCUUAUGCAGAAAAUCAGAGAAUAACAGCUGUUCGAAGAGUUUAUCAACGAGGUUGUGUUAAUCCCAUGAUCAACAUUGAACAACUGUGGAGAGACUAUAACAAGUAUGAAGAGGGUAUCAAUAUUCAUUUAGCUAAAAAAAUGAUUGAAGAUCGGAGUAGGGAUUACAUGAAUGCUAGGCGGGUAGCAAAGGAAUAUGAGACAGUAAUGAAAGGUUUGGACCGCAAUGCUCCCUCAGUGCCUCCUCAGAAUACUCCUCAAGAAGCUCAGCAGGUAGAUAUGUGGAAGAAAUACAUACAGUGGGAAAAGAGCAACCCUCUUCGUACAGAAGAUCAGACUCUUAUAACUAAAAGAGUUAUGUUUGCUUAUGAACAGUGCCUGCUUGUGCUGGGCCAUCACCCUGAUAUUUGGUAUGAAGCUGCCCAGUAUCUUGAGCAGUCAAGUAAACUGUUAGCAGAGAAAGGGGAUAUGAAUAAUGCCAAAUUAUUUAGUGAUGAAGCUGCUAAUAUAUAUGAAAGAGCCAUAAGCACUUUAUUAAAGAAGAAUAUGCUUCUUUAUUUUGCAUAUGCAGAUUAUGAAGAGAGUCGCAUGAAGUAUGAGAAAGUUCACAGUAUAUAUAACAGACUUCUGGCAAUUGAGGAUAUUGACCCCACCUUGGUAUAUAUCCAAUAUAUGAAAUUUGCAAGAAGAGCAGAAGGUAUUAAAUCUGGAAGAAUGAUAUUUAAAAAAGCAAGAGAAGAUACCAGAACCCGCCACCAUGUCUAUGUUACUGCAGCACUCAUGGAGUAUUAUUGUAGUAAGGACAAAUCUGUUGCCUUUAAGAUUUUUGAGCUGGGGCUAAAGAAAUAUGGAGACAUUCCAGAAUAUGUCCUGGCCUAUAUUGACUAUCUUUCUCACCUCAAUGAGGACAAUAAUACUCGAGUUUUGUUUGAACGAGUUUUAACAUCUGGAAGUCUUCCACCUGAGAAGUCUGGAGAAAUCUGGGCCCGAUUUUUAGCUUUUGAAAGUAAUAUUGGUGAUCUAGCUAGUAUACUCAAAGUGGAGAAAAGACGGUUUACAGCAUUCAAAGAAGAGUAUGAAGGCAAAGAAACAGCUUUACUGGUAGAUAGAUACAAGUUCAUGGAUUUAUAUCCUUGCUCUGCAAGUGAACUAAAAGCGCUUGGGUAUAAGGAUGUCUCCCGUGCUAAGCUAGCAGCUAUAAUUCCAGACCCAGUUGUAGCUCCUUCUAUAGUGCCUGUUCUGAAAGAUGAAGUGGAUAGAAAACCAGAAUACCCUAAACCAGACACUCAGCAGAUGAUUCCAUUUCAGCCACGACAUUUAGCACCUCCGGGCUUACACCCUGUCCCCGGUGGAGUGUUCCCAGUACCACCUGCAGCAGUUGUUUUAAUGAAACUUCUCCCUCCUCCCAUUUGUUUCCAGGGUCCUUUUGUACAAGUGGAUGAACUGAUGGAAAUUUUCCGAAGAUGCAAGAUACCAAAUACAGUUGAAGAAGCUGUGAGGAUCAUUACUGGAGGAGCCCCAGAGCUAGCUGUAGAAGGCAAUGGCCCGGUGGAAAGUAAUGCAGUACUCACCAAGGCUGUCAAAAGGCCCAACGAAGAUUCAGACGAAGAUGAGGAAAAGGGAGCUGUCGUUCCCCCUGUUCAUGACAUUUACAGAGCGAGGCAGCAGAAGCGAAUUCGGUGAAGCAGGCACAGAACCUGCCUCAGAAAGAAAACUCCUAUCCAGGAUUCCUUUUGCCUCUUAAGUCAUAUGUUUAAAAGAGACAAUGCUUUGUUACAAAGUUCUUGGAAACAAAGUUGUAUUGUCAUUGGUGCCUCUAUUCAUAUGCUUCUUGAGAAAAACCAACCAACCUAUGUGAAUUUUAGGAUGUGGAACAGACCUAUGCUCUAAGAAAAAUUAGAUUUUCAAAAAUGUGAGAAGAGUACAAAGUGGCAGAACCACAUUUUGUUCCCGCUUCAAGGGUGUCUUGUAUGUACCACUUGAAGACUUGUGGGUUUUCAACAGUUUUAUUUUAAAAACUGGAUGGCUUAUGAUUGUAAAGCAUUUUAUCACAUUUUCUGAAAACAACAGCUGUUCUUGGUUUGCUUAUGUAGAGUCCUGCCUUAUUGUUUGUUUUAUUUAUGGCAGAAUGUAAGGAAUCGGUUUUGUAGUUUAAAAUUUUAAAAAACAAUCCUUUAGAAAAUAAAAGGAUCUCAAAAA
Delphinapterus leucas (beluga whale) is the source of this 2836-nucleotide messenger RNA. It is a transcript of the gene CSTF3, whose product is annotated as cleavage stimulation factor subunit 3. Lineage: Eukaryota; Metazoa; Chordata; Mammalia; Artiodactyla; Monodontidae. Gene Ontology annotation, biological process: mRNA 3'-end processing. Gene Ontology annotation, cellular component: nucleus. The record is from RefSeq and is a predicted model, not a curated record. Gene Ontology annotation, molecular function: mRNA binding; protein binding.